AUGGAAACCGAGCUCAAUGGCUACGCAGACGAUUUACAGAAAUUACUGGAUUACGGAAUUUCACGUAAAGUUUCCAUGCAACUCAUCAAAAUUUAUAUAGCAGGAAAUUUGAAACCAUCCGAUCUAGAUGAACGAGCUCUAGAUGCUCUGAAAGAAUUCAAUGCUGACGAUGCCGUGGAAGUUUUAAAACAAUUCAACGAAAGUAAUCUAGAACAUGUCGGCAAUAAAAGUGCAUUCCUGUGCGGACAGAUGAAAACUUUCCGUCAAAAAUCGAAACAAGGAGCCCAAGCUCCAUUAGCUAAAGGUCCCGAUGAGGCCAAAUUAAAAGAAAUCUUGGAUAGAACGGGUUACACAUUAGACAUCACCACCGGUCAACGUAAAUACGGUGGACCUCCCCCUGAUGCAGAUGGUGUCCAGCCUGGACCAGGACACGAGGUGUUCGUGGGUAAAAUCCCGAAAGAUAUAUUUGAAGAUGAAUUAGUACCCCUCUUCGAGAAAGCCGGUAAAAUUUGGGAUCUGAGAUUGAUGAUGGAUCCCUUAUUGGGUCAAAAUCGUGGGUACUGUUUCGUUACUUACUGUGACAAGACCAGUGCGAAACAGGCAGUUAAAGAGCUGGAUGAUUACGAGAUUAGAAAGGGAAAGUCUUUAAAAGUUAAUAUCUCCAUUGCUAAUUUACGAUUGUUCGUUGGAAAUAUCCCUAAAAACAAGACAAAAGAAGAAAUUCAGGAAGAGUUUUCCAGGAGAACAGACGGACUACAAGACGUUAUUAUAUAUGGGUCUGCUGAUAAUCCAAAAUUGAAAAAUCGAGGAUUUUCAUUCCUUGAAUAUGAUUCUCAUAAAUCUGCGUCAACUGCCAAGCGGAAGAUCGGGUCUGGUAGAGUUAAAGUUUGGGGUUGUGACAUCAUCGUUGAUUGGGCUGACCCCCAGGAAGAACCAGAUGAUGAAACUAUGGAUAAGGUGAAAGUUUUAUACCUCAGAAAUUUGACAUCAGAAGUUUCCGAAGAUUCUUUAAAAGAAAAGUUCGAAGAAUAUGGUAAAGUUGAACGAGUCAAGAAAAUUAAGGACUACGCUUUCGUCCAUUUUGAGGAAAGAGAAUCCGCAGUGAAGGCAAUGGAAGCUUUAAAUGGACAGAAAAUUGGUAAUUUGGAGGUAGAGAUCUCACUAGCUAAACCACAGAAUGAAAGUAAGAAGAAAGAGGCGAGAAAACGAGAAUUUGAUAGAAGAUUUGGGGGUAGAGGUUAUGGAGGGUAG
Messenger RNA from Lottia gigantea (owl limpet), 1251 nucleotides. RefSeq lists its product as hypothetical. Gene Ontology annotation, molecular function: mRNA binding. The transcript is spliced from 8 exons. The record is from RefSeq and is a predicted model, not a curated record. Bases 1 to 1251 code for a protein of 416 amino acids. Lineage: Eukaryota; Metazoa; Mollusca; Gastropoda; Lottiidae. Gene Ontology annotation, cellular component: nucleus; ribonucleoprotein complex.